AUGGGUAUCUGCCAGGCGAAAGAGCCCGUCGGCAAGGCGAAUCAUAAUAAUCAUCGCUCUAAAGAAUGCCAUGAAGAAAAAAAAAUAAAUAGGAAGAAUGAUGAGAAGAACCCCCCUCAUUCUCCACGGAAUUUCGAUCAGCAGGUUUUAGCGGAGCAGUACCUGCGUUCAUUUCUUGAGGGGGCGGAAACAACUCUAAGUGCCACUUCCUUAUUUAGAUCAUCAGCGGAACGGUAUAAUGUUUCCUUGACCUUUGUGAAUACAUGUGUAGAAGUAACGCGCACCCGGUUUCGAUUGAAGACAAAGGUUGUUCUCGAUAUCAUUACAAAAAUUGCUAAUGAAUUAAAACUUGAGACAAUUUCGAAAGCUCUCCCCGGUGUGACUGAAUACUGCGUCGAUGACGGUUUUGCCCGUCUUCUUAACGCGUGGUUUAAUAAAAAUACAGGAUUCGCAAAACAUACAGAUGGGACCGCUGAGCGGAUGGUGACUAAUACUAAAGGUCAUAACAAUGGUGUGAGUACUACGAAUGACUUUUCUAGUGUUUUAAAUUCUUACUUUUGUUCAGCAAAACUGGUACAUUCAAUGAGUUUAUAUGAGAAAUAUGCGGGAGAUGGGGAUAUGAUGACUGUAGAACAGUUUGGAAAAUUUCUUCGAGAAGAGCAACGUAAUGAUGUAACAGAUCUUCAGGUACUGGAAAAGUGUAAAUACCGUUUUGGUGGGGUUGUUCAUAGAUUCAAUUUCAGUACUUACACGGGAAGUUUACUUACCAAUAAUGCCUUGGAUCCAUCACGCACAACAGAUGUUUGGCAAGAUAUGACACAACCACUAACUCGAUAUCUAAUCAAUACUACACAAAUUGAAACUGAAGAUGAUCUUAAGCGUGCAUUGGCAGAUAAUACUAGAGCAUUUGUAUUGAGGGUUCGAAAAGGUGAAAAUGGUAUUCUCUAUAGCGGAAAAUGCCCACUACAAUCUAUUCUAGAAGGUAUAAGAAAAAGUGGUUUUUUGACUAUUCCUUAUCCCAUAAUUCUUUGUUUGUCUCCAACAGAUGAAAUUCCAGUGGAAGUGAAAGAUGAGUUAGCCCAAAAACUAACAGAAAGUCUUGGAGCUAUGUUGGCAAAAGGUCUUAUGUUUGAGGGAGCCAUUAUCAGUGAUCCUAAAUUCAGUCCUGCUGCUCAACGAAAUAAAGUACUUAUUGCUGGAUAUCAAUGCAACUUAAAACCAUUUGUUGGAUGUUUGGUAGCAGAUAUGAAUAAGGAAGGACUGGGAGUGCGUGUAACAGAUGUUCUUCCAGGAACUCCAGCUUCUAAAGCCGGUUUAUGCAAGGAUGACUGGUUGACCCAUAUAAAUGGUUUACCUAUUCUAAGCAAGAAACACCUACGUGAGCACCUUGUAAAGUUUAAUCUUGGUGAAGAAUUUACGUUAAGGAAGGAAAACCUAAAUGAGGUUAAGGUAGUGGUUGGAGGUACUGUUGAUACAGAGGAUAAGAAGGAAUCUGUUGCCCUAUCGAAUAUUCUGUUCUUAAAGUAUACAAAAUGUGAAAAACCUAGACCCUGGGAAAUUCAGGUCUUCACAGAGAAGACUAUUCGAACGGCACAACUUUCUAGGAAGGAUCUUGAUGAUCACUUCGCUUUUUUCUCUAACAAAGAAGAUAUCGACAAUGUGAAUUGUAUCAGCAUCGCCUCCAAAAUGGGAAUGCAAUUAAUUAACUAUGGAAAUAGUUGGAAGGGUCAAAUGUGGGCACAAGGACGUUUUGUGGAUAAUGGACACAGUGGGUAUCUCAUAAAAAGUGAUUCAGAAGAGGAAGGAACCGUAGAUACGACGGUACAAAUCAUUGCUGGCCCUCAAGAAAUUCAGGAACCUGGUUUAACAAAAGGUGAAGUUCACGUCUAUGGCGCAGGUUCAGCUCGGGUGAAUGGAAAUAAUUUUACUUUUAAAGGAUGUAACGAUGCAACAGUAGCAGUGAUUGAUUGUGAGUUCGCACAAAAACGCGCCUCAUCUAUUUUUACUGCUGCAUUUCCUCCAGCACUUCUGCGUGAUGGGUAUCGGGUGUUGCCCUUGGUACAAACUGCUGGGCCAAAGGAGACUGAAGUCCCUACUCUUGGUGCAUACUGCUACAUUCGCCGGAAUAGAUAG
Trypanosoma theileri is the source of this 2133-nucleotide messenger RNA. RefSeq names its product phospholipase C, delta. The transcript has a single exon. Lineage: Eukaryota; Euglenozoa; Kinetoplastea; Trypanosomatida; Trypanosomatidae. Gene Ontology annotation, molecular function: phosphatidylinositol-4,5-bisphosphate phospholipase C activity; protein binding. The record is from RefSeq and is a predicted model, not a curated record. Gene Ontology annotation, biological process: phosphatidylinositol-mediated signaling; lipid metabolic process. Bases 1 to 2133 code for a protein of 710 amino acids.